AUGAUAACGACAACCAAUCCUUGGCAUUUAUUUCGUCAACAAUUAAUGCAAAUAGAAGAUAUUAGAAAUUCAUCAAUAUUAUUCGAAAAAAAUGAAAAAUCUAUGAGAAAUAUUAUUCAUGAUCAUCAUUGGAUUGAAUUUGAUAUUGAUAUUUUAAUGAAUACAAAAAUUCAUAAUAAAAUAUGUUCAUUAAUUCGUGUCAAUGAAUUAAAUCAUUCAAUUAUUGUUACAAAUAUUCUAAAUAAUAAUAAAAUAUUUCAUCCAUUUGAUAUUAUUCUUUCAUUUAAUGACAUAAAUUUUAUAAAUAUGACAAAAAAAAUAGCUCAACGUAUUAUCAAGGCGCAUCAAGGUCAAAUAGUUAAAAUGCGUAUUCGUCGUUUACAACCACCGAUUCUUGAAACUAUUGAACUUAAUUUACGGAAACAUAACUUUAUAAAAUCACGUAAACUUGGCUUUACGAUUAAUGGUGGAAUUGAUAAUAAUAAUAAUAAUCAUAAUAAUGAUCCAGGUUUAUUUGUUAUUGAUAUUAAACCAAAAAGUCCAGCAGCAAAUAAUGGACGUCUACGAAUAGGUGAUCGUUUAAUAGAAAUACGUAAUACAUAUAUUACUGUUAAUCUACAAUAUAUUGAAUUUGAAGUUGCUUCAAAAUUAAUUAAACGUAUGAGAAAAGAGUCAACAUCUAUCACACUUGUAGUUGCUCAUCAAACAUAA
Messenger RNA from Rotaria sordida, 711 nucleotides. NCBI's taxonomy places the organism in Eukaryota, Metazoa, Rotifera, Eurotatoria, Philodinida, Philodinidae. The record is from the annotation of a GenBank genome assembly.